This is a messenger RNA of Rhipicephalus microplus (southern cattle tick), 1921 nucleotides long. RefSeq lists its product as uncharacterized. The record is from RefSeq and is a predicted model, not a curated record. NCBI's taxonomy places the organism in Eukaryota, Metazoa, Arthropoda, Arachnida, Ixodida, Ixodidae. Gene Ontology annotation, molecular function: DNA-binding transcription factor activity, RNA polymerase II-specific; RNA polymerase II cis-regulatory region sequence-specific DNA binding. Gene Ontology annotation, biological process: regulation of DNA-templated transcription.
AUGCCACGUUCCUUCCUGGUCAAGAAAGUCAAGUACCCGGUGGCCAACCACCAUGCCGGCGGUCCCCGCUGGUACCGGCAGCCGUCCAGUCCAACGGAGGCGGCGCCGGUGCCGAGCCCGCAGCCCAGCUCGCCCAGUCGCGCCGUCGCCCUGCCAGCCUACGACUACUCGAGUCCAUCAUACGAAAGCGGGAGCACCGGCCUGGCACCCGUGACGGUGCUACCUGGCGGCGCCCCGAGCCCAGCAGGCACCGAGGCGAAGGAGUACCACGAGUUGUCCCCACCAGCCUUUCACUUGUACGGCAACGAGGACGUGGCGAGUAAUGUGGACGUGGUGUCCGAGCCGAGCCCCCCGGAAAGUCGGAGUGAAAAGCCUCCCUUGACCGAUGGUCGCAGCCGGCGCAAGGGCCGCGACAACUCGCCCCGCGCCAAGCGCAGUCCAGAGCGGCCGCGUUACACGUGCGGCGAGUGCGGCAAGCACUACGCGACCUCGUCGAACCUGUCGCGCCACAAGCAGACGCACCGCAGCCCGGACUCGCAGCUGGCCAAGAAGUGCCCGACGUGCGCCAAGGUGUACGUGUCCAUGCCGGCGCUGGCCAUGCACGUGCUGACGCACAACCUGAGCCACAAGUGCCCCGUGUGCGGCAAGGCGUUCUCGCGGCCCUGGCUCCUGCAGGGCCACAUGCGCUCGCACACCGGCGAGAAGCCGUUCGGCUGCGCCCACUGCGGCAAGGCGUUCGCCGACCGCUCCAACCUGCGCGCGCACAUGCAGACGCACUCGGGCCUCAAGCACUUCCGCUGCGCGCGCUGCCACAAGUCGUUCGCGCUCAAGUCCUACCUCAACAAGCACCUCGAGUCGGCCUGCUUCAAAGAGGACGGCUGUGUCUCCUGGCCCGUGGAGGACUCGCUGGACGGCCUGCAACCGCUGUAAGCUGGGGGCUCCCCACCGGCCGACACGCGGCCUCACAGAGUGAACCCGCCAUUCGGUGGCGCCCGUUCUUGUGUACGCGUCGCAGGCUAAGCAGGCGCCCUCCAAAUCAACGAAUCUCCACGAUGGGGCACAAUCCUCGCCACGGUCAUUCAUCACCUUGUCUGAUACUCGGCAGCAGCUCGCGGUAAUUAAAAAAACGCUUGGCACACAAGUGUGUCAGGGUCUGCCGCAAAAGUUUCGACACAAUCCACGGUCUUGGGACGUGUCAUUGCCAGAAAAUCACUUAAACUGUGGUCUGCAAAGGAUAGUCAUUUUAUGACGUUGUACAAGAAACCAAACAUGUCAUCAUUCAUAAUGAAACAUUUAAAGUCAGUCAAAGUACCACCGUUGAGUUCUUCAUCUCGUUCCUAUCCGUUAGGUGGCAGCCACGAAGUCAGAAAUGCUUGUCUAGUUUACAUUUUGAAAGUUCUUUUGCUAUUUUACUUGUUGUUGGGGGCCUCGAGUAGUAGCACUCUUCUAUUCAUAUUUAUAUCUCUGCACUAAACAAUUCGCGUAGCCAGCCGAGACCUCCCACAAGUUCGAAGUGCCACGGCUGCUGUAGAAUGGCAGGGGGCAAUGUGGGAAUGUAGUGGCUCCGUUACGAGACGGAACAACUUAUCACUGCAACACAGUGGCGCAAACAAAAACUGCAGUUUGCUUUGCAGCAUCGAUCGCUAAGCAUAAACUGUUUGCUUUAGCGCACAUCCAAUCAACAGUGUGCCGCUGGGCACUUAUUUACGCAAAGCGCUUUCGUCGAUGCCAUCCGUAGUCACUGGCACCAAGCGACAAAAUGAACGAAGAAAGCAGCUCUAAUAAGUUGCACGACGCAACCAAACGAAGCAAUAACCUCGACUAUCGUACGCGUCUAUGCAAUGGUAAUUACCUCUUUCGUUGCUUUCGCAAGGAUAAUUGUAAUCCACGUGCUAGUAUCUGAAAGAGCGCUCAUUUUGAA